CCCAGCCCUUCCAUUGGCCAGCUCCGUAAGGCAAGGAACCUGUGAGAGGGUGGUUCUGAACUAGGAAUAUUUCGGAGCCAGCGAGCUAGCCUAGAGGACCCGGGAGCCUGUGGCAGAAGCUGCUGCAACCGCGCUGCUGGGUUUAUCCACCUCCUUUUUUCUUCUUUCUACAUAUCCACACACAGCUAUCAGUCUACAGAGACAUGUCCACCAACACCGGCCCCAUGCAUCCAUACUGGCCUCAGCACCUGAGGCUGGACAACUUUGUGCCCAAUGACUACACCACCUGGCAUCUCCUGGCUGGCCUCUUCUCCGUCUCUGGGGUCUUACUUACGACCACGUGGCUGUUGUCAGGUCGUGCUGCAGUCAUCCCACUGGGGACUGGGCGGAGACUGUCCCUGUGCUGGUUUGCAGUGUGUGGGUUCAUUCACUUGGUGAUUGAGGGCUGGUUCAGCCUCUACCACGAGGACCUUCUUGGAGACCAAGCCUUAUUGUCCCAGCUCUGGAAAGAGUAUGCCAAGGGUGACAGCCGUUACAUCCUGAAUGAUAACUUCACGAUAUGCAUGGAGACCAUCACAGCUUGGCUGUGGGGUCCACUCAGCCUAUGGGUAGUGAUCGCCUUUCUCCGCCAGCAGCCCCACCGCUUUGUCCUACAGCUUGUGGUCUCUGUGGGUCAGAUAUAUGGGGAUAUUCUCUAUUUCCUGACAGAGUACCGUGAUGGAUUCCAGCAUGGGGAGCUGGGCCACCCACUCUACUUCUGGUUUUACUUUGUCUUCAUGAAUGCCGUGUGGCUGGUGCUGCCCGGAAUCUUUGUGUUCGAUUCAGUGAUGCAUCUCGCUCAUGCCCAGAGCAUGCUGGAUGCCAAAGCCACAAAAGCCAAGAGCAAGCAGAACUAACAAGUGAUGACGUGGGCUUGAACACUGGCUGUUGAGGAAUUCUCCCCCUGCCAGAAGAGUCCAAUCCUUGCUCCCACAGGUUGGAAGGGCAAAUUGAAUUGAUCUGUCAAAUUCAGGCUGAUGGGUGGGCACCAAAAGGGCCAGAGAUGGGAAAGGAAGGAGCUGUGUGGAGCUACUGUCAGCAGCCAUUGGGACAAAGGUACAAGAGAACCUAGGAGGUAUGGCAAUGGUGGCAAUUUUUUAAAUCAGGAAAUAAAAGAUCUUGGCCCUAUA
Camelus dromedarius (Arabian camel) is the source of this 1169-nucleotide messenger RNA. RefSeq names its product EBP cholestenol delta-isomerase (gene EBP). Gene Ontology annotation, cellular component: endoplasmic reticulum; membrane. Gene Ontology annotation, molecular function: cholestenol delta-isomerase activity; steroid Delta-isomerase activity; C-8 sterol isomerase activity. The coding region runs from base 204 to 896 and encodes 230 amino acids. The transcript has 5 exons. NCBI's taxonomy places the organism in Eukaryota, Metazoa, Chordata, Mammalia, Artiodactyla, Camelidae. The record is from RefSeq and is a predicted model, not a curated record. Gene Ontology annotation, biological process: cholesterol biosynthetic process.